AUGUCAAUCUUCGAAUGGCUGCUUUGCCUAAUGGCAAUGUCGGCACAUAUAGUGACGACUACUGGCCGUGCAGUCUUUGCCCACUACAUGGUCGGCAACAUCACAACCGAUCAUGUUCAUCAAGACGUGGACGAUGCCGUUGCUAUGGGUCUUGAUGGAUAUGCUCUGAACGUCCAAUGCCCAACGGAUAGCUGGGCUAAUAAUCUUGUUCUAGAGAUGGGCAACUAUAUCAGAAACCAGCACUACGACUUCGGUAUCUUCAUCAGUAUGGAUGUGUACGCAUCCGGGGGCCCCUCAUGUGGUCAGGGCCCUGCAGGCUAUGUCGAUCUGUGUGUCAAUGCUAUGGGUUAUGAUGCAUACUACAAGGUGAAUGACAAAUACAUGGUGAGUACUUAUAGCUUCGGUGGAGGCACAUGGGACACUUGGAGCGCCUUCAAGUUAUCCGUGAAGAACAGUGGCGACUAUGAUGUCUAUUGGAUUCCCGAUCUCGGCGACACCGAGGGUUAUUGGUCGAGUGACGCUGGCUGGUGGUAUUACUGGGGAAACCUCACCGACGGGCUGUUCAGUUGGGAAUCCGCAUGGCCAGCGUUGGGUCAAGACGCCGCCGACCAGAGCGGAGGCGUUGGAGGAGUGGCUCGCGACCAGGUGAUCAUCGAUAAGGCAGCUGAGACUGAGGGCGCCUCCUACAUGAUUCGCGGCCCUGAGCUUGAUGCAUACUCGGCCAAUGUUUAUCGCCAAGGAGAGACAAAUUUCAUGCAACGACUUCAUGAUAUUCUGGAAAUUGAGAGUGAUGCGCUCGAGUUUGUGGAAUAUAUCACCUGGAAUGGAGAAGAUGCGGUGGGUGCCAUCUGGUACCACACGCUUGCUCUUGACGAUACCUGCCCUUUCGAAGGAAUUGGAGAAUACACGUUUUGGGAUAAACCAGCGGGUUACCAAACAUUUUCGCUAACCACACACUGGGCCGUUGUCCUCGAUGAUACAGUUGGAGGAUACGCUCCUAGCGACUUAGAGCUCAUGAUCACUACAGCAACUGAUGACCAAGUUGUGGUGACCGACUUAAGUGCCGGACUGAACUUUGCUCAGGGGCCGAAUAUCAAUGCUGGGUACUCGGUCUCCAUGGUACUUGCCCCCAAAACAGGUACAACGGUUUUAUAUUCCGCAUCAGGAGGGAAAUGUCCCGCUUCCAGCUGCACGGAAGGUUUCUACAACCUCGACUAUCAGAUUCUGCCUUUAGUCCCGGGUGAUGGCGGCAGCGGUUGCACUUACGAAGAGACUGUGUUGCGGUAUACGCCUCUGAAUACCACCGCGGAUGACACCAUCGAUUGCAAGGGUCUGUUGACAUUGACCGACACGGCAGUCACUUCAUGGGAAGUCAGUCAGGCUGGCUUGGCCGUGGAAUUCGAGACGACGCGUCAUGCGUUAUCAACUAGCCAUGGCGUCACUGGUUGUUCAGAUAUCACCAAUGAUAACGCUUGCAAAUUACCCGAUACCUGCCCGGUCUCAAACGACCAAGUUCCAUACUUCUUUGCUCAGCGGGCCUUUUCUAUCUUCCAGCGAUGUCUGCGCGAGAUGUCUACGUCUGUAUUUGAGGAUGGCUUUAUUACGUCUCUAGGGAUCAAUGAUAUGGUUGAUGAUGUUACCACCUAUUUAACACCCAAGAGCGACGAAGCAGAUCUGGUCAAGAUCAUGGGUGCCAUGGCCGCAGGGGUCACUAUUCUCAGUGGCGGUCUCGGCCCAAUCAGUACCUUUGCCAGUUCUCUCUCAGCGCUUUUGGGCGGAGUAUUCAGCAUGAUCUCCGUCUUAGACAGCCCCAGCGACCCAGCCGAUAGCAAUGCUUUCUUAGCCGAGCCGGGCACUGCUCUCUCAGAUCGUCUCUCCGUGGUGGUCCAGCAGUACAACACGAGCUUGGUCAAUCUGGCUCAAGCCGUUUUCGAGACAGGUGAUCUGUCUUCUUUUCCGGACUACGCACUCGACACCUCGGCCGAUCUAUAUGGGAAAUAUUCUACCACCGACAUGGCUAAAUUCUUCGCCGGGGGUCGAUUCGCAGACCCUGAUAUGGCAUGCGGCAAUGUUUCCACUGGUCUCAUGGCCGCGAUGCAACAGUCACUCGUGGGAUACAUGCUAGCCAGCUCCAAUGUCUACAUCAUCCCGAACGGCGAUUCGAUCGACAACUGCCCCGGCAGUCGAGGCACUGUGCUGAAUCUCGAUUCCGCGGGGUCGGUUUGCUACACCCUCGAGCAACCCGGGUUAGGUUCCUACUACGCGGACCUCUCCGACCCCCUCUCGGCGGAUUCCUUCGACGUCCUGUAUGAUAAGUAUAAGAUCAACCUCCCGGCUCUGGUCAGUAGCUCGCUCCAGUGCCAGACCGCGCAAGGCUACAACGGGGCCUACAGUCCUUCCACGAGCAUCAUCCCGGGCUCGGGGUACGCGAUCGACAAUCUGCCACCAUGCUUCUUCAACCUUCCUGUACUCUACACGGAUUACACGGUGAAAACCACCGCUGAACUGGUGACAAUCUCGGGCACGCCGUGCCAGCUCCGCGAGGGGACUGAGGCUGAUGGAGCCGGCUACUAUCUUCUGCCGAGUCUGGCCAAGGUGUUCACCGCCCACUUUUGCCUCCACAAGCCAGGCCACUGA
Aspergillus uvarum CBS 121591 is the source of this 2637-nucleotide messenger RNA. RefSeq lists its product as uncharacterized. Gene Ontology annotation, molecular function: glucan endo-1,3-alpha-glucosidase activity. The transcript has 6 exons. NCBI's taxonomy places the organism in Eukaryota, Fungi, Ascomycota, Eurotiomycetes, Eurotiales, Aspergillaceae. Bases 1 to 2637 code for a protein of 878 amino acids. The record is from RefSeq and is a predicted model, not a curated record.